Hyposmocoma kahamanoa is the source of this 888-nucleotide messenger RNA. Its product is annotated as WSCD family member AAEL009094-like. Gene Ontology annotation, molecular function: sulfotransferase activity. The transcript is spliced from 5 exons. The record is from RefSeq and is a predicted model, not a curated record. NCBI's taxonomy places the organism in Eukaryota, Metazoa, Arthropoda, Insecta, Lepidoptera, Cosmopterigidae. The coding region runs from base 27 to 860 and encodes 277 amino acids.
GUCAAAUCAUCGCAUCUGUAUUGCUCAUGUCUAUGUUAUUCACAUCAUACGUUUUUAUUACAAGUCUAGAUGAAAGGUACUUCAGGUUGCCACUGCAAGAUAUUCCAACAGUCGAAUGGUGUAAGGAGCUAAGAAACAUAUCAGAACCUCGUAAUCCAGUGUGUUUGAUCUCGGGGCCUGGAAGUGGCAACACUUGGCUUCGAUACCUUUUGCAACAAGCUACUGGUAUAAUAACAGGGUCAGUGUACAAGGAUGAAUCUCUACUAAUGCAAGGGUUCCCGGGUGAAUCCCGCAAAGAUGGUUCCGUGCUGCUUGUGAAGAGCCAUGGGCCUAUGGAUUUCACCUCAAACUUGGUCCAAUUCGACUCCGUCGUACUGCUCAUUCGGAAUCCAAAAGAUUCUAUACUGGCUGCCUUUAAUGUAAUGUAUGGAUUACAUUUAAAAUUAAAAGAAAAUGUAACUGAAGACGUAAUAUUCCAUAAUAUGCAUAAUAUUCAUGAUAUUGUUGCGCCACCUUCAAUCUUCGGAGAAUUCGGCGGCAAUUGGUCACGCGUAGUCAAUUGUUUCAUUAUAGCAUGGACAGCAUUGUACACGGAGUGGCUUACCAAAUACCACGGCCCAAUGCACGUCGUGUUCUAUGAAAAUUUGGUCGAAGAUACUAGAAACGAGCUGCAAGCGAUACUCGACUUUUUGAAUGUCACUGUUUCAUCGUGGGACAUCACUUGUGCAAUCCAUAGAAAGAGUGGCUUGGAUAACCUGUUCCGACAUGUUAAGAAAUAUAAAUAUUUCAAUCCUUUCACAAAAGACAUGUAUGAGAAAAUGGAGUUGGCCCAAAAUAAAGUGUAUGAUCUUGUCAAAUAGUAAACAAAAAGUAAUAAUAUAAAUUUAU